AUGGUGUCUUCACCACAAGUUGCCAUUGAUACAGUGUUAGUGUUGUCUAUAUUGUUUUUUUUUUCUUCGAAUUUCGUUCUUUUCGCUUCUGGUUUUUCGAAUACUUCCACUGAUGCAAAACAACUAAAUGAAGAAGUAGAAGCUUUGCUGAAAUGGAAAACAACUCUCGUUAACGGAACUCAAUGUCUCCUCCCUUCUUGGAAGACUGGAAUGAACCCAUGCAAGUGGGAUGGAAUAACUUGCAACGGCAAAGGAAGCGUAACGAAGUUAAAUAUAUCCGGUUAUGGUUUACAAGGUACACUCAAUGAUUUCAACUUCACACCUUUCUCAAACGUUGUUAGUCUUGACUUAAAAGAGAAUGAACUCUAUGGAUUCAUUCCAUCUCAAAUUGGUCAUCUUUCAAAACUUAUUCACCUUGAUCUUUCCAUCAACCAGUUUUACGGAUACAUUCCGCAAGAAAUAGGAAAACUAAAUUCUCUUACUACCUUGCACUUAAACAACAAUAGCCUCUCUGGCUCAAUCCCUACUUCUAUAUCCAAUUUGACCACCUUAACUAGCUUAGCACUCAACAGAAACCACCUCUCUGGCAGCGUUCCGCAAGAUAUAGGAGCGUUAACAAAUCUUACAGAUUUAGAUAUAUCCACCAAUAAUCUCACCGGUUCCAUCCCUGCUUCUUUGGGCAAUUUGAGCAAUUUAGUUACCUUGAUCCUAUUCAGAAACCAACUGUCCGGUUCGGUACCGCUUGAAAUAAACAAUCUAACCCGGUUGCGGAAACUUGAUUUCUGCAUUAACAAUCUUUCCGGUUAUUUACCUCAAGAUAUAUGUCAAAGUGGUAAACUAGAAGAAUUUGCAGCAGUUAGCAACAAAUUUACUGGUCCUAUACCGAGAAGCUUGAGGAACUGUACCAGCUUAAGAAGACUCCGUCUGGACAACAACAAAUUAGUCGACAACAUAUCGGAAGCUUUUCAUGUGUAUCCGGAACUAUUCAGGUUUGGAGUGGGUAACAAUAUGCUGUAUGGCGAAAUUUCGAAAGACUGGGGUGAGUGUCAAAAUUUGCAAUGGUUGUAUCUAUCUGGUAACAAGAUUACGGGUAGAAUACCUGCGGAACUUGGCAAGCUGGAGAAGUUGAAUCUACUUUAUCUGGACUCGAAUCAUUUAUCAGGGGAAAUUCCAAGCAGUUUGUUCCAAUUGUCUUCGUUGAUCAACGUAAACUUGAGUAACAACCAGCUUUCGGGGAAACUGCCGCUGACAGUUGGAGAGUUAUUCAGCUUACAGUUUCUCGACCUGUCAAACAAUAAGUUAGUCGGACCGAUACCGGAACGAUUUGGAGAAUGUACAAGUUUACUCUACUUGAAUUUAAGCAGUAACAAUUUGAGUGGAAGCAUUCCUUUUCAAAUUGGAAACUUAGAUUCAUUAUCAGUUGCACUGGAUCUGAGCGGAAAUGAGAUUACCGGAGAGAUACCACCAGAACUCGGAAAGCUAACCAAGUUGGAAUCGUUAAAUCUAUCUCACAACAAGCUUUCGGGUUCCAUUCCAUUGUCAUUCGACAGUAUGCUUAGCUUGACGUCCGUUGAUGUUUCGUCCAAUGAGUUAAGUGGUUAUGUGCCAAACAUUGCAGCUUUUGAGGCAGCUCCUAUUGAUGCACUGAAAAACAACAAAGCUCUAUGCGGUGAGAACUUUAAAACCUUAGAACCAUGCAGUUCUGUGGUGAACAAGAGAAGGAAAUCGUCUGACAAACGUGUGACCGUAAUCAUCGUACUUUGCUUUUUUCUCACAUUAUUUCUUUUAUUAGCCUUGCUUGGGAUCGUUUUCUACUUUCGCAAAAAGGUAGUGAGAAAUGUAGAUAGCGUGACUGACAGAGAAGGGAAAAGUGAAAGGAGAAACUUAUUCUCUAUAUGCAGUUUCAAUGGAAGAAUAGUGUUCGAAGACAUCAUUGAAGCAACAAAGGAUUUCGAUGCUAAAUAUUGCGUUGGGACGGGCGGUUCUGGGAGUGUUUACAAAGCAGAGUUGUCAACAGGUCAGGUUGUUGCUGUGAAGAAGCUUCAUUCAUCUGAUGCUGAUUCUGAAAUAGCUGAUGUCAAGUCUUUCGAAAGUGAGAUUCGUGCAUUAACAAAAAUUCGACACCGGAAUAUAGUGAAGCUUUACGGGUAUUGCUUUUACACAGAAAAACAACUUUCAUUUCUUGUAUAUGAGUAUUUAGAGAGGGGGAGUUUGGCAAAUAUUUUAAGAGACAGCGAACAAGUAGCGAGCUUUGACUGGAUCAAGAGGGUGAAAUUUAUCAAGGGUAUGGCUAACGCAUUAUCAUACAUGCACCAUGACUGCACACCCCCGAUAGUUCAUAGAGAUAUAUCAAGCAAUAACAUCCUCUUGGAUUCUGAUUACGAAGCUUGUGUCUCCGACUUUGGUAUUGCUAGGACUUUGAAACCUGAUUCAUCUAACUGGACUUCACUUGCAGGAACUUAUGGUUACGUUGCUCCAGAGCUAGCCUAUACAAUGAAGGUAACAGAGAAGUGUGACGUAUACAGUUUUGGAGUGGUAACAUUGGAAGUACUAUUUGGAGCACAUCCAACCGAAUUCAUCUCAUCAUCAUUUACUCUUUCAUCUGCAUCAUCAUUAUCUUCGCCUUCCGAAAUUUUCAUUGACCAGAGUAUGUUGUUGAAAGAUGUACUUGAUCCACGUCUUGAAGCACCAGAGGAUGAUGUUAUCGCGAACGAAAUUAUGCACAUUGUGAAGUUUGCGUUUUUGUGUGUACAUAAGGAUCCACAAACUCGGCCGACUAUGCAAGAAAUAUCCACAGAGCUAUCAUCAGCUCGUAGUAGACCGAACUUCCCGUCGCCUUUCCAGACGAUCACAUUAGGCCAGCUAGUAUUGUAAUAGUUUUCCUAUAUAUAUAUAUACAUGUAAUUAAAUAGUAAAGAGAUAAAAUAAAACCCUUGUUUAUAA
Molecule: messenger RNA, 2943 nt
Organism: Papaver somniferum (opium poppy)
Lineage: Eukaryota; Viridiplantae; Streptophyta; Magnoliopsida; Ranunculales; Papaveraceae
Product: probable leucine-rich repeat receptor-like protein kinase At1g35710
Exons: 2
Coding region: 1-2874 (957 amino acids)
Biological process (GO): protein phosphorylation
Molecular function (GO): ATP binding; protein binding; protein kinase activity
Source: RefSeq, a predicted model, not a curated record